AUUAUUGUACAAACGAAUUGAAAACAACUUCUCUGUGUAAUUUAAGAAAAGAAAAAAAUACAAUAAUAACAAAGGACAUUUUAAAGCAGUGCAGGCGCAACUGUUGAACAGUGUUAUUGCCUUUUGUUGUUCUUUAUUUACUUUGCGCUGCAUUCUUUCAUUAGUGUGCGAAAAGUUCACUGGCUAUUAAAGUUGUAAAGUGCACAUAACAAGCGUAACGAAAUAAAUAUGAACAUUGUAUGUUAAAGUGUAAAGUCACGAGACGCAAAAAAGAAAAAAUUUUAAAAACAAAGAAAGCAAAGUCAAAGCCACAUCAGCUGCAGUUGUAAUUGAAUUUGUGAGCUACUCUCUGGCAUCAGCAGUAGCAGCAGCAUUCCCUACAGUCGCUGUAUAAUAAAUAGAGAAAGAAAAGCGCUAAUAUUGCCUACAACUGCAAUCUAGUUAGAUGCCUUACGAGCAACUGACGCAUUUCGUAUCUAAACCUUGUGACAGCUGAAAUGUUGCGGUAGCUACGGUUUAUUUUUAGAUAAGACCAAUAGACAAGCGGAAAACCACAGGCAUAAACGAAAUUGCGACUGCAAAUGUGCAAUCGAACAGCCAUCGACCCACCAAUCCAGAAUAGCCACCAGCUUUGCGAACGUCCGGCAGCUAAAUUAGUUUGAAUAUGUGACAAUGUCGUUGGUGGCCUUAGAAUUGGAUUGGAAAUAGUAAAAACGAAAUCUCACACCCUCGAGAGAAGGGGCCAAAUGCAUGUUUUAUGCAACCGAGCAACCGGGCAACUGAAAUCGAAAAUCCAAUGUCAAUCAACGUAACAGAACAACGCAACGAACUCGAAUAACGCACAGUUAACUAACCUAUAGCCAGUGGACGAGCUGGUAGGUAUGUACAUAGUAUAAUAUAUGUACAUGUAACUGCCUUUGAGAGCCAAUAACUAGUGCAACCGCCGAAUUAAAUUGAGCUGGACGGGAAGCGCACAUCACAACUCCAGGCAGCGACAAUUGACUAACUGUGUUUGAUCACAGUUGACAAGCGAGCACAUCGAAUGCAAUCGAACUAAAUUGAGGAAAUCAUUUACAAAAACAAAACAAAAAAUCAAUAAUACGAAAGUAAGAACGAAAAUUACAACAAAAAAGUAAAAAUUUAAUACGCAAACAUCAGAAACAUCAUAACAGCGCUCUGCCAUCAGCUCCUCCGCAGCUGCCACUGACAAGCGCCGUCACGCAAAAUGACAUUUAAAUUAUUUCGACGCGGCUCGGCGCGUUGCUUCGGUCUGCUGUCCGCGUUCAUCACGAUCUUAAUCUGCCUCUACUACAUAUCCAUUGGCCAGCAACAAGACGAAACGCUACAGUCGGGCAAAGACACGACUGUUGUACUGGGUAGCGGAUUUGGCAGCAUAGUGACGGCCGGUUUGAAUGCAUCGCCACAACAAUUGCACAAAGCGAAUGUGCAUAAUGCUAAGCUCAGAGGAAUGCGUGGUGAUGGCGACGAGAAGAGUGGGGCACAGAAAGGGGCGACUGGCAGUGGCGCCAGCGCAGUGCAAUUGUCGGCGGCCGGCACAACAGCAUUGGAGGGCAAUGUCGAAGCGAAUAAUGGCGUCGACAUGACCGUAAAUGGCGCGCCCACCAAGAAUCCUGAUUGGGGUGAUGUUUGCUAUGUGAUGGAUGAGAGCGACACGAAUAUCACAACAAGCGAGGAAUAUGGGAAAUUUGAUUUUCAGCCUGAAUGGAUUCAUACAAAGGAAUAUUGGGAUCGUGGUUUUGAAGAACGAUUUGAGGCACAAAAGAAGGACUACAAACGACCACCACUGAAGAUCUUCGUCGUACCACAUUCGCACAAUGAUCCCGGCUGGUUGAAGACCUUCGUUAAUUACUUCCAAUCAGAUUCGCGCCAGAUACUUAACUUGAUAGUAACAAAAAUGCAGGAAUACACCGACAUGACCUUCAUUUGGUCGGAAAUCAGUUUUCUACAACUCUGGUGGGACCAAGCGCAUCCGACAAAACAGCGCGCGCUGAAGAAACUUAUCAAAUCGGGACGUUUCGAAAUCACAACCGGCGGUUGGGUGAUGACCGAUGAAGCGAAUGUGCAUCUUUACGCUAUGUUAGAUCAACUCAUCGAAGGACAUCAAUGGUUGCGGAACAAUUUGAAUGUUACACCAACCGUCGGCUGGUCAAUUGAUCCCUUCGGACAUGGCAGUACUGUGCCAUAUUUGCUGUCGGGCAGCAACUUCGAAGGUACCAUUAUACAACGCAUACAUUACGCCUGGAAACAAUGGUUUGCGCGUCAACAGAAGGGUGACUUCAUGUGGACACCUUAUUGGCAGCAACGUGGCAAAGCGCCAACACAACAUGGAAAGCUGCUAACACACAAUAUGCCAUUUGACAUUUACUCGAUUAAGGGCUCAUGUGGACCGCAUCCAUUUAUAUGUCUCAAUUUCGAUUUUCGUAAAAUACCCGGAGAGUAUACGGAAUAUUCGGUGAAAGCGCAAUUCAUAACGGAUGACAAUGUUGAAUCGAAAGCGCAAGUCUUGUUGGAACAAUAUUCUCGUACCGCCUCGCUAUUUCCACACAAUGUAGCGCUUAUACCAGUCGGCGACGAUUUUCGUUACAAUAAAGAGCGCGAAGUAGAUCAGCAAUAUACGAAUUACAAGAAAUUGAUCGAUCAUAUAAUGGCCAAUAAGCGGCUCUAUAAUGUUGACAUCUCUUUCGGCACUCCACGAGAUUACUUCAACGAAAUUCGUCGACGUACCACCACUUUCCCAACACUCAAAGGUGACUUCUUUGUUUAUUCCGACAUCUUCUCCGAGGGACGCCCAGCCUAUUGGUCGGGUUACUAUACGACACGUCCAUUCUAUAAACUGCUUAGCGCCGACCUGGAGCAUAAUCUGCGCGCUGCCGAAAUACUCUUCACCGUCGCUUACAAUACCGCACGUCAGGUGCACCAUGUGAAUGCCAUAAAGAUCUUCGAAAAGAAUUAUGAGAAAAUGAUACAUGCACGCCGAAAUUUGGGACUCUUCCAGCAUCAUGAUGCCAUCACUGGCACGUCGAAGGCGGCAGUAAUGCGCGAUUAUGGCAUGCGUCUGUUCGAAAGCAUACAAGAUGCGGUUAAGAUGCAGGAGUCCACCAUUGAAAUGUUGCUGCAAGAUGGCAGUGAACGUCAUAAUUUCCUGCUGAGCGAGUUGGAGCGUGAUAACUUCAGUAAGCUGGCACGCAAGACUCCCAUACCAAUCAAUGGCAAUGGUAUUGUGGAUGAAUUUGAUGAUUUAAAUGCAAAUGCUGGCACAGCUGCGUUUGUUAUCUUCAAUUCGUUAUCGCAAAAACGUUUGGAAGUGAUUACGUUGCGUUCGCCUGUGCCGAAUGUUAAAGUAUUGAAUGAACGUGGCGAGGAGGUACGCUUAAUGCAAAUCAAUCCAGUUUGGAAUAUAACCGAUGUCUAUGAGAUGGGGUUGGGUGGUGAUAUGGGUGCCAAUAGCGGUAUGGGACGCAUACGUGUGUCUACACGUCAGUACGAAGUGAUGUUUAUCGCCGAAUUGGACGCGCUUUCACUGGCGACCUACAACAUUGUUGUGGUGGAUGAAAAGAACUUUAGUCAACCGACAAUGGCGACUAUUUAUUGUGAUGGCUGCACAGAUGGCGCAACACCAAAUCCACCAAAUACAAGCACGAAUUUUGUGGUGAAAGCCAAACCAUCAGGUGACAUUCAACUCGAGAACAAUUACAUGCGUCUGCUCUUCGAUGAGAAGAGCGGUUUUCUUAAGACCGUUACGCGUAAGAGCAAUAAUGAGCAAGCGUUGCGACCCAUGCAAUGUGCUAUUAAAUUCGCCGCCUACCGUAGUGCGCAGUUCCACUCAGGCGCCUAUCUCUUUAAAACCGAUCCCGAACAAAACGAAGCCGAAAAAGAUGUGCUCGAUCAGUAUGAAGAUGUACGCAUUAUUAUUUCAUCGGGUCCGAUCGCUAGUGAUGUCACCGUCAUUUAUGGUCCAUUCUUGGCGCACACAGUACGCAUUUUCAACACGCAUACUCACCUAGAUGCGGCCAUGUAUAUUGAGAACGAUGUGGAUUUUGAGCCGCCACCAAAGAAUCGUGAAAUCGAGCUUUUCAUGCGUUUCGUCACGGACGUAGAUAAUAUUAUAACGGUAAAGCGCGAUGAUGUGCUGAAGGAGGCGGAUACAGUAGCGGAAUUGCCGGUGUUCUACAGUGAUCAAAAUGGUUUCCAAUAUCACAAACGCAUUAAAGUGCCCGCAAUUGGCAUUGAAGGCAACUACUUCCCCAUCACUAGCGGUGCAUUCAUACAAGACGCACGUGUACGCUUCACCCUACUGACUACACACGCACAGGGCGCCGCCUCUUAUGAACCAGGUCAAUUGGAAGUGAUGCUCGAUCGACGUACGCUCUACGAUGAUUAUCGUGGAAUGGGCGAAGGUAUUGUCGACAGUCGCCUGACACGACACAAAUUUUGGGUACUCAUCGAAGAUAUGCCAACGAAAAAGGAGAACGCCUACCAAAUACCCAGUUUACUAGCCAAUCAGCUAGCUAACGGAUUACGCUAUCCACCGAACUUAUACUUUGUGGAGACAUUUGAUGCGCCAGCUGUGCAACUGAAACCGAAGACCGUACUACUCGAUCAUGGUGCGCUGCCAUGCGAUGUACACCUCUUAAAUUUGCGUACACUCUCCGAAGAGCAGCUGCAGCUUUUCCCAUCGACAUCGGCUUUGCUGGUGCUACAGCGGCAGGGUUAUGAUUGUGCGAUCGGUCAAAAUAUCGAUAUAACACGUGUGUGUGCGGCAUCGGCGAACGGGCUGGGGCAGGUGGGUUUCAAUAAAUUGCAUAUUACGCGUUUGGAGACGACGAGUUUAACCGGCACGCUGCAAGAGAGCGAACGCAAACGGCUAAAAUCGUUUGCCGAGAUCACACUGAAUCCCAUGGAAAUGCGCACUUUUAAUGUGACGUUCAGAUUUUAAAUUACUUAAUUUAUAAUUACAUUAUUUUAAUUUAUUUUGUCUGGUUGUAUGUGUCUGUGUGUGUUUUUCGUCUGAAAUUGAGGUUGUGUGACGCAAGUAAAUAAUUUAGGUAGAAUUUUUAGUUUGUGUGUGUUGUGUUUGGUAUGCGCAUUUUUUUGUUUUUGUUCUAAUAUAAUUAUAAGUCAUUUCGCAACCAAUUUAAUUUAUAAAAAAUAUAAUUUAUAAAAUAUUUAUUAAAAUUUACAUUUAAACGCUAUAAGAUUUCCGAUGAAAACCUCACGCAAAUGACAUUUCCACGCUACAUUGUAUACAAAACUGCCUUUGACAUUUCCCUACUUAUAGCAAAAUAUACAAAAACAACAACAACUAGGUUUCAGUAGAACAUUUGCAACAAUUGUAUUGCUAAUUAAAAAAAGCAAUUACAGUUAUACAAUUGUAUGGAAAAUUGAAACAUAUAUCUCUUUAAAAUAAUUAUUUAUUUUGCUUAGUAAUACAAUGCGAUUUCACAGUACUUUGUUACCCGUUUAUAUAUGUAUAUGUACAUACAUGCAAUCACAAUAAUACAGUUAAAGCAACAACCAUUCCAACAGCUAUUAUACACAUAUGUUUAAACUAUACUACAUCUCGUAUACGCUUACAAUAGUUUAGUUAAAUAUUUUAGCAGUUAAAUAAUAAUUAGUUUACACACACAAACAACUCAGAAAGUUGUAUGCAAACACAGAUUCUUCAUACUGUUAUAUUGCAAACAAAAGCAUGUUAUAUUUUCAUAAAACAAAAAAACGUAACGCUAACGCGCUUUAUUCAGUACACAUGCAAUCAUUUAUUGCCAACUUGUACACAGUUACCUGGUAAACGGUCCCUCGCCACUCACGUCUUUUGUGCUUUCGUAUCAAGUCAUUAGAAAGACACCAGUAUUUUUGCAUUAUUUUCACAUAAAUAGUUUAAUUGUAAUAUUAUAUGAUAAAUAGCGUUUAUUACCAGCUGAUAUUUUUUUGGUUUUUGCGAACUCAUUGAUUUUAAAUCAUUUAUGUAUAACAUUAUAAUUUCUUGUUAAUAAUAUAUAUAAAAUAUACAAAGUCAGAUUGGGUAUACUAUUUUCCUUUCACCACGAGCUAAUUUUAUUUCACUUACUCAGGCAGCGCUUAGUUUUUACGCAUAUUUUGAAAUAGUAAGCAGCAUUUCAGCGUUAAAGACAAGUUUUGAAUGUAAAAAAAAAAACAAAAAAAAAACAUGAUUUUAAAUAAUAGAAAAUAGCAAACAGUAAAGCAUAAUGCACUUAAUAGUUAAUUUUAGUGAAAUGCACCCCAGGCACUCUAAUUAAGUGUAGCAAUUAAUAAUGUUUAGGCAUAAGACAAGAAAAGAAAGAUUUUAAGACGCGAUACUUAGUAAGUAUUUAUAUUAAUGAAGGUAAUGGACAUGUUAUUACGACGCAUUACGACGUUUUGCAGUUGAUUUAUUGCUCCUGUUUAAAUUUAUUUGUAAACUAAUGGAAGCUUAUUUCGCUAUUUCCCAUAAGAAUAUAAACAUUUUUGAAUGUUAUUGUGAAAUUAGUAAUGCUUGGAGCAAUAUGCGACGCGUCAAAAUUUAUGCGCAACAAUUGAACGUGUGAAAAUAGUCUGAUAUUAACUAUCGAAUAUGUGUAUGUAGGUAUGAAGUAAGCUUAGAUUUUUAUAUAUUCAGCUUUUUCUGCUUAGCGAAUUUAAAAAUUGAAUUAAUCGAAUAUUUGGCAACGCUUUUAAUUUAUAAAUUAGAACAAAAGAAAUGAACAUUUUUUUAGACUUUUCACCAAAAAAACUAGCAAAAUUAAACAUAAUUUAUUUUAUUUGCAAUUAAAUAAAGAUAUAUAUGACUGUAGUUUCAGUUUCUUUUCAGACUGAGUAGCAUAAAUGUACAAUUAAAAUAAAUUAUAUUAUAUAUUAUGUAUAAUUAUAAUGAAAUAAAUUACUAUUUAAUUAUAAAUAUAAAUAUAAAGUAUUUUGUUAAUUUAAGUAUUGUUUAACGGUGUUUUGUGCAUAUGUAUGUAUGUUUUUAUUGCGAAUUGCGUAUAAUUAUAAUUAUAUUAUAUGUAUGUUCGAAAUAUUUUAAUUUUCUAUUUAUGCUCUCCACAAAAAUGUGUGUAGUUUAUUGUAAAAAUAGUGCAAAUCAUAAAAACUGUAUAUAUUAAGCAAACAACUUCGCCACCACAUCACUACGUACGAGUAUGGAUGAUAUUAAAAAAAUUAAUUAUUUCUGCUGAACAAUGAUUAAUAUCAGAAAACCCAACAAAUUGUUUAAAAUAUACCAAUUUUAUUUUCAGCCUUGAUUAGGCUUCAGUAUGUCACAUUCAAUUCCAAGAGAUAUUUUUUAGAAGCCCAAACUGAACUCUAUAUAAAAGAUCUUAUAAUUCUCGCGAAUUGGAAAUAAUUACUGAGUCGUGUCAUAAAUACGAAAUUUUAUAAUCCAGCGCCAUUUGGCGUACUUACUGUUUACAGAAACUCUGAAGAAAUGUUUACUAUUUUUCAUUUCAAGUUUAUUUCUUAAGCGUAAAAAAUGUAUGGGUUCAUUUGGUUGGUUGAAAAGAGAGACAAAGAGAACUUGACCGCAAGGCCAUCAUUGGGCCCAUUGUGCUCCCGAAGGGUACCCUGAUAAGCAUCAUCUAAACAACUCGGUCGAUUUGUCAAAACUUCUAAGUUUUUUACAUCCCAGCUGUCCAAUUCCCCUUAGGUUUGAGUAUUCGGAGUCAUUGAAGAUGGGUUAAUUUAGUACGGUUCACAAACUCCGUUCUGAAAAAAGUGCAAACCUUUAUUUUAUUAAAUAAAUUGAAAACCAUAUACAUAUGUAUGUAGACACUAACCAUUAUUAGUAUACAAGUAUACCUAGGCUUUACUGUUGUAAGCACUUCAAUUUAUAACCUCUAAAUUUAUGUUCUCAAUUUAAGUAAAUCACUGUACAAUGAGUGAUGGAAAUAGAAUGGGUAAAAAAUAAUAAUUUUGCAUAAAAACAUUGCGAGAAAUAAUUAUAAACAAAAAUUAAGAAAGAUACGCAUAAAAUUGCAAAUCACCUAAACAAUUCAAAGCACCGAAUGUUGUAAUUAUUUGCAAAAAAUUAUUACACAAUAUUAUCACAAAUUUUAGAAAUGGUA
This is a messenger RNA of Zeugodacus cucurbitae (melon fly), 8078 nucleotides long. RefSeq names its product alpha-mannosidase 2 (gene alpha-Man-IIb). The transcript has 7 exons. Gene Ontology annotation, cellular component: Golgi membrane. Lineage: Eukaryota; Metazoa; Arthropoda; Insecta; Diptera; Tephritidae. Gene Ontology annotation, biological process: protein deglycosylation; N-glycan processing; mannose metabolic process. Gene Ontology annotation, molecular function: alpha-mannosidase activity; carbohydrate binding. The record is from RefSeq and is a predicted model, not a curated record. Bases 1226 to 4957 code for a protein of 1243 amino acids.